CUCACACACUUCCAGAGCUCUCACACACCGCCGCCCCGGCAGAACCGCACGUUGGAGGGAAGGUCGAUCGUCGUGCUCUGCGCUCCGGCCGAUCGAGCAGAGGCAAUAUUCCUAGACCUGCCUGAUGUGUGCUUGGCGAUCCCUGAAAUUCAGCAGCACACUUGUGCUAACGACACUCUUACUGUUAUUGUAUGGAUCCGGGACCGCUCAUUGUUCUGUGGUUCAUAAUAGCACGGACCGACGUGCACUGCUCGAUUUUAAAGAGGCCAUCACAGUGGAUCCGACGGGAGCCUUGCGGUCCGGGAAUGACAGCAGCCACCACUGUAUGUGGUCGGGCGUCAACUGCAGCAGAAGGCACACCCAGGGCGCGUUACGGUGUUGGACCUGCAGGAUAUGAGCUUGGCAGGCCAAAUCACUCCCUCUCUUGGAAACCUAACCUCUCUUAGAAAACUUACGCUAGAUUCAAAUCGCUUGUCUGGACAAUUGCCCCCUCUCAACCGUCUUACAAGAUUAGAGGAGCUUUCUCUAGGCACCAACUUGCUGCAGGGGGACAUUCCAGAUGCACUUACAAACUGUAGCAAACUCAAGUCGCUAAACCUCGCUCUUAACAUGCUAGUGGGUUCAAUUCCCGAAAACAUAGGUUUCCUCACCAAUCUAGUAGUUAUGGACCUUUCCGGAAAUAAUUUGUCAGGAAUCAUUCCCCAAACCUUCAGCAACAUAAGUCGUUUAAGAGAAAUGUCACUUGCAGACAACCUGCUCGUGGGAAGCAUUCCUAAAGAGCUUGGGCAAUUGACAGAUAUUUCGAUUGUGUUCCUUGGUGGAAACAGCCUAUCAAGUAGCGUUCCUGCGACACUGUUUAAUCUGUCCUACCUUCAAAUACUAGACUUGGAUACAAAUAUGUUAAGUGGCACACUGCCAUCUGACGUUGGUCAUAUGCUCCCUAACCUCCAAUUUCUUUUCUUGGGUGAAAACAAGCUUGACGGCCACAUCCCAGAUUCAUUAGGCAAUGCUUCAGAGCUGGGCCAGGUAGAUUUGUCAUCUAAUUAUUUUUCCGGCCAGAUUCCUAGUUAUUUGGGUAAACUACAAAAUUUAUACUAUCUAAAUCUUGAUGAAAACAAACUUGAAGCAAGAGACACUCAAAGUUGGGAAUUUUUAAGUGCAUUAAGCAAUUGCCCUCUAAAAGUACUCUCGUUAAAUGGAAAUCAACUACAAGGACUCCUGCUGUAUGGCGGUCGCAUAACAGGAUAGGAGUCUAGGGAGCUUAUCCUUAGUAUUGCCAUUCCGGUUGAGAUUGUUAGCAUGACUUUGCUUUACUUUAUUUUUCGCUCCACUUGCGAGUUGUAAGACAACUUUGUGAUACUUUGCGACUUCUUAAUAAUAUGGCUGCAUGCAUCAUUAUGAUGCAGAGGCCAGGGGUGCGCCUCCAUUUCCAAAAAAAAGGACUCCUGCUGACUUCUAUUGGUAACCUAUCCAUCAAGCUUCAACAACUAAAUUUAGGCCAAAACAACUUGUUCAGGACAGUUCCACCGACAAUAGGGAAAUAUCGUAACCUAUUUAAACUGACACUGAGCUACAAUAAUCUUACAGGCACAAUUGAAAAAUGGGUUGGGACUCUAAAGAACCUACAAGGUUUAUAUCUUGAAGGAAAUACCUUUGUUGGAUCAAUACCAAACUCCCUUGGCAAUCUGAACAAGUUAACAUCCCUCUAUCUUUCCAAAAAUCAGUUUGAUGGUCUUAUGCCAGCCAACCUAGGAAAUUUGUCACAACUCACACAGUUGGAUCUUAGUUACAACAAUAUCCAAGGCAACAUACCUCUACAGAUUUCUAGGCUUAAACAACUCAUGGAACUACACCUUUCAUCGAACAAGCGUACUGGGGAAAUACCUAGUAAUUUGGAUCAAUGUGACAAUUUGAUAACUAUCCAGAUCGACCAGAACAUGCUAAUAGGGGAAAUCCCAACAUCUUUUGGCAAUCUAAUAGCCUUGAACGUGCUUAAUCUUUCUCAGAAUAACUUGUCGGGCACCGUCCCAGCAACUCUAAGUGACUUACAACUCCUCAGUAAGUUGGAUCUUUCUCACAAUCAUCUGCAUGGGGAAAUUCCGAGAAAUGGAGUUUACAUAAAUGCCACUUGCAUUUAUCUUGAAGGCAAUUGGGGACUGUGUGGAGGGGUGGCAGAUCUCCAAAUGCCGUUAUGUUCUGCUAUUUCUCAGAGAUCAGAGACAGAGUACUAUUUGGUCAGAAUAUUGGUUCCAAUACUUGGCUUCACUUCACUCAUAAUGCUGGCUUACAUUAUAAUCCUUGGGAAGAAUACAUCACGUAGAACAUAUGUAUCGUUUCUCUCAUUUGGUAAGAAAUUCCCAAGAGUUUCUUACAGUGAUCUAAAUCGAGCAACGGGGAACUUCUCAAAGGCAAACAUAAUUGGAAAAGGAAGCUAUGGUACAGUAUACAGAGGAAAGUUAACUCAAGCUAAGAUACAAGUAGCCAUCAAUGUUUUUAACCUUGAUAUGAAAUGCGCAGACAAAAGUUUUGUAACAGAAUGUGAGGUUUUAAGAAGCAUCCGACAUCGAAUCCUUGUACCUAUCCUAACUGCAUGUUCAACGAUAGACAACAAUGGUGACGCUUUCAAAGCUCUAGUCUAUGAAUUCAUGCCUAACGGGAAUUUGGACACAUGGCUGCACAACCGAUUUUUGGGUAGUUCAGCAAAACAGCUGAGCUUAGCUCAAAGAGCAAGCGUAGCUGUUGGGAUAGCCGAUGCAUUGGCUUAUUUACACCAUCAUUACCAGAAUUUGAUACGUUGCCGACGGCCCAUGACCGUCGGCAUAGGGCCAAAAGCCGUCAGCAAAGGGUUACGCCGACGACCCCCGUCAGCAUAGCCCCGUCGGCAACUCGUUUUCCACCUGACGGACGUUGACGGCGCCGCCAUGAAAGGUUUGCCAAUAACACACUGACACGUGGCAGCUUUUGGGCGACCGUGGCCUGGAAGCUGCCACGUGUCGGCGGUUGGGCCGUCGGCAUAGCCCCAAAAGCUGUGCCGACGGCCUAACCGUCGGCGUAGCUCCACGCCAGGCUUCCCAGACGCUGCCACGUGUCGAUCGCUGGUAACACGCUAGGAGCUAUGCCGACGGUUUAACCGUCGGCUUAGCUAUGCACUAUUUUUUUUUCUGUUUUUGUUGCA
Molecule: messenger RNA, 3175 nt
Organism: Aegilops tauschii subsp. strangulata
Lineage: Eukaryota; Viridiplantae; Streptophyta; Magnoliopsida; Poales; Poaceae
Source: RefSeq, a predicted model, not a curated record